This is a messenger RNA of Naegleria fowleri, 816 nucleotides long. RefSeq lists its product as uncharacterized. Lineage: Eukaryota; Heterolobosea; Eutetramitea; Acrasida; Naegleriidae. The record is from RefSeq and is a predicted model, not a curated record. The transcript has a single exon. Bases 1 to 816 code for a protein of 271 amino acids.
AUGAAAUUAGAAGAGCUAACAAACAAGAAGGAUACCACAUUGCUCCAAAUCAUGGUCAAGAAAAUAAUUCCUACUGGCCAUUCAUCAAAUGAGUUUAGGCUAUUAUGCUUUGUUCUUUCCUCCUUGAUAACCAUACCACCAAAGCUCUCCCUUCAUGAGGCAGUCCAAAAUCGGGAUUAUUUAAGAAAGAAGUUCCCUGAAUUCAUGAAACUACUUACUGAUUUGUGCACAACAGAAAGGACAGAACAAGUACUGGCUCGACUUUUAUGUUAUUGUGUUCUUACAUUCCGAAAUGUUGAGGGUGAGGCUUCGUUAUGGGAACAAAAGGAAAAAUUAAUUGCUCUCUGUCGAAAGAGCAUCGAGACAAUGAAAGGAAGCACUCCGUUGUUCUUUUUCUUACUUCCUGAAACAGAAAGAACCAAGGUUGUCGAAGAGGUCUACUAUGAAAUGUUCUCUGGAACAGUUGAAGAAGUAGCCAAUGUUGAUACUCAGACUCCCAAACAAGGAAAAUCUAGAAAGAAAAAUACCAAGAAAAAGAAAACUGAAAAGAAAUUGAACAGCUCUUCAAACAAGCCAGAGAAAGAGGUGUCUGUUAAGGAAAAGGAGCUUGUUAAGGAUGAAAUGGAUGAUAAAGAUAGCAGCUCGCAAAAGAAUAACGAAUUGACAAAACCUAACAAGGAGAAACAAACAGGGUGUUGUGAAAAGAUCGUCAAUAGUUGUCAAGAAAUCCCAAAAAAGGAAAGUAAGGACAAGAAAAGAGAAGAAAAGAAGAAGUUGCAUCAAGUUCGUCCAAUCAAAGUUAUUUCGAUGACUUAA